AUGACUACCAAACAUCUGACAUCAGCAUCAUCGUCUUCACAUACAACUGCAGAUGGUAAACCAGAAACACAACAACAAAGACAACAAAGGUUUUUACUAGAAGUCGACGCCAAACAUGCCUAUGCUAAUGACAAAGAUGAUGCCACCAAACGUUUCCAAUACUUGCUUGGUCUAAGUGCCAUUUUCAGAAAAUUCAUCGACCUCAAUGCUUCAAAAGAUCCAGAGUUCAAAAAGAGGGUUCGACAAAUUGACAACAAACUGUCUUUUAAAGAAUCUGUCAAGAAUAACAGAAAGAAGAAAAACAGUAAUAGCAGCAGACGUCGGAAAACUGAAAAGGAAGAAGAUGCAGAAUUGUUACAAGAUGAAGAACACCAGGAUGAUGAAGAAAAUCAACAUACGGUCUUCACUGAAUCUCCAUCGUAUAUCAACGAAGGUACAUUAAGAGAGUACCAAAUUCAAGGCUUGAACUGGUUGAUCUCACUAUAUGAAAAUAGACUUAGUGGGAUAUUGGCUGAUGAAAUGGGGUUGGGCAAAACUUUACAAACUAUUUCCUUCUUGGGAUAUCUUCGGUAUGUAAAAAAUAUUGAUGGACCUUUUAUAAUCAUUGUUCCUAAAUCUACAUUGGACAAUUGGAGAAGAGAAUUUGCUAAAUGGACCCCUGAUGUCAAUGUUGUUGUUCUUCAAGGAGACAAAGAGCAACGUGCAAACAUCAUUCAAGAUCGAUUAUACCCUGCUGAUUUUGAUGUCUUGAUUACUUCGUUUGAGAUGGUGUUGAGAGAAAAGUCUGCAUUGAAAAAAUUUAGAUGGGAAUACAUUGUUGUUGAUGAAGCCCAUCGGAUCAAAAAUGAACAAAGCUCACUAUCGCAGAUUAUACGAUUGUUUUAUUCGAGAAACAGAUUAUUGAUUACUGGAACCCCCUUGCAAAAUAACCUUCAUGAACUUUGGGCAUUACUCAAUUUCCUUUUACCUGAUGUGUUUGGAGAUUCUGAACAAUUUGAUGAAACAUUUGAUCAACAACAGAAUAACGAAUUAGACGAAAGGGCAAAAGCUGAAGAACAAGAUAAAGUCAUUCAAGAAUUGCAUCAACUUUUGAGCCCCUUUUUGCUCCGUCGUGUUAAGUCCGAUGUUGAAAAAUCAUUGUUGCCGAAGAUCGAAACCAAUGUGUACACAGGUAUGACCGACAUGCAAGUCUCUUGGUAUAAGAACUUGUUGGAGAAGGAUAUAGAUGCUGUCAAUGGAGUCGUUGGUAAAAGAGAGGGGAAGACAAGACUUUUGAAUAUUGUCAUGCAAUUGAGAAAAUGUUGUAACCAUCCAUACUUGUUUGAUGGAGCUGAACCGGGUCCACCAUACACCACUGAUGAACAUUUGGUUUACAAUUCGGGUAAAAUGAUUAUCCUUGACAAGAUGUUGAAAAAAUUCAAGCAAGAGGGGAGCCGUGUAUUGAUUUUUUCCCAAAUGUCUCGAGUUUUGGAUAUACUUGAAGAUUAUUGUUACUUCAGAGAGUAUGAAUAUUGUCGUAUUGAUGGAUCUACUGCUCAUGAAGAUCGUAUUGAGGCUAUUGACGAGUACAAUGCUCCCGACUCUGACAAAUUCAUCUUUUUGUUAACUACAAGAGCCGGUGGGUUGGGCAUCAACUUGACUUCAGCCGAUAUCGUCAUCCUUUACGAUUCCGACUGGAACCCCCAGGCAGAUCUUCAGGCUAUGGAUAGGGCCCAUAGAAUAGGACAAAAGAAGCAAGUCAAGGUGUACCGUUUUGUUACUGAAAAUGCCAUUGAGGAAAAAGUAUUGGAACGAGCAGCACAAAAAUUGCGGUUGGAUCAGUUAGUUAUACAACAAGGAAGACAAUCAAAUGCAAAUACCAAUGUAGGCAGCUCAAAAGAUGACCUUAUUGAAAUGAUUCAACAUGGAGCACAAAAGGUGUUUGAAGAGCUGAAGAGUACUGUUAUUGAUGACGACAUUGAAUCUAUAUUGGCACGAGGAGCAGAAAAGACCAAAACCAUGAAUGAAAAAUUCAACAAGUUGGGAUUGGAAGACUUGCAAAAUUUCACUUCGGAUGGAUCAGCUUAUCAGUGGAACGGACAAGAUUUCACCAAGAAGGAAAAUUCGGGAGCGCUUGGUUUCAGUUGGAUUAAUCCUUCCAAAAGAGUAAGGAAAGAGCAGACUUAUUCUGUUGACAAUUACUACAAAGAUGUGUUGAAGCAGCCACCAACCGUCAAAGAGAAGCCACAAAAGCAAACAGUCAUCAAACCGAAAGCACCCAAAGCAUACACUUUCCAAGACCAUCAUUUUGCACCUAGUGGCUUGGAGGAGUUGUUGGAGCGAGAACAACUCAAUUUCAAAAAGGAUACCAAUUUCCAAUACUCUGUUGAUGAUUUUGGCGACUCAGAUGAGGAAUUCCUAGUUGAGGAAGACAAAGACGAAUUGAGUCGUCGAGAUAAGUGCAAGAUUGAACAAGACAAAAUUGACAAUGUGGAGCCACUAACUGAAGAAGAAGUUGCUCUCAAGGACAAAUUACUAGCCGAGAGCUUUUACACGUGGACGCGACGCGACUUUACAAAUUUCAUCCAUGCCACUGCCAAAUAUGGGCGUGAUUCAUAUGCCAAGAUUGCGAAAGCAAUGGGCAACAAGACGAGUCAAGAAGUGAAACGAUACGGCACGAAAUUCUGGAGCUCGUAUCAUGAAAUUGAUGGUUAUGAAAAGUACAUUUCUCAAAUUGAAGCACAGGAAAAGAAACGCGACAAGUUGAUGAAUCAACAACGAUUGUUAGUGGCCAAGAUUGAAAACUUGGUUGAUCCAUGGGAAGAUUUACCCAUUGUGUACCCGCCCAAUAACUCCAAGCGGAUAUAUUCCAAAACUGAGGAUAAGUUUUUGUUGAAUUGCGUAUACAAAUACGGCAUCAAUGAUGAACGAUUAAAUGACAAGAUUAGACACGAGAUUCAAAAUUCCGAUGUGUUCAAAUUCGAUUGGUUUAUUCAAUCGAGAACGAGUCAGGAGAUUGGCCGCAGAGUCAAUACGUUGCUUUUGGCAAUUACGAGGGAAGUGGAAGGACCCCCGUUGAAUAAAAAGCGGAAGUUGUUGGGUAAUGCAAAUUCGUCAAAUAGUAGCUCGAGAGUAGGGUCAGUUGAACCGAGUCUAGGGUCGGACAAAGCCUGGCUGGAAACACCAGCAAAGUAA
Messenger RNA from Lodderomyces theae, 3174 nucleotides. RefSeq names its product DNA translocase (gene ISW2). The record is from RefSeq and is a predicted model, not a curated record. Gene Ontology annotation, molecular function: ATP-dependent chromatin remodeler activity; DNA binding; ATP binding. NCBI's taxonomy places the organism in Eukaryota, Fungi, Ascomycota, Pichiomycetes, Serinales, Debaryomycetaceae. The transcript has a single exon. Gene Ontology annotation, biological process: regulation of transcription by RNA polymerase II; nucleosome organization. Gene Ontology annotation, cellular component: chromatin; nucleus. Bases 1 to 3174 code for a protein of 1057 amino acids.